Molecule: messenger RNA, 1377 nt
Organism: Onychostoma macrolepis
Lineage: Eukaryota; Metazoa; Chordata; Actinopteri; Cypriniformes; Cyprinidae
Exons: 9
Coding region: 100-840 (246 amino acids)
Cellular component (GO): membrane
Source: RefSeq, a predicted model, not a curated record
AGGAACGCCUGGCCGCGGCGGGCACGAGCACAGCAGCGCGGACCCGCAGAGCAGAAGGACGCAGUCUCUUUAUUGCUGAGGAAGUGAAACUCGCUCGCGAUGGACGGCUGCGCGCAGAUGUGCAAGUGUUUCCUGAUCCUCUUCAACAUUCUGUUCGCGCUGGUGGGCUUCGGUCUGGUGGCUCUGGGAAUGUGGCUCCGGUUCGGCGCAGAGACCCGAGGCUUCUUCGACAUCGAUCUGAACACCCCUGAGUUUAACAUCGGUGUGAUGGUGCUGGUGGUCACCGGGGUCCUGAUGCUGCUGGUGGCCGUGAUCGGUGACUGCGGCGCCUGUAAUAACAGUAAAAGUGCUCUCGGCGUGUUUUCUGGCCUGCUGACCGUUCUGAUCAUCGUUGAAAUUGCAGCUGGUGUGAUGGCCUUCAUGUGGAGCGGACGGGUGUCAGGUGAGUUGGUGAACUUCUAUACCACCAUCUACGCUCAGUAUCUCAACACCAGGAGCCCAGGUCAAGCCGUCACCCUCAAAUUAUUCCACAACGCUUUCGACUGCUGCGGCAUCGGCGGAGAGAUCGAGAUAUUUGUGCGAGACACCUGUCCAGAAGGCAACAUCCUGCAAAAGUUCACAUAUCCUAGCUGUCCCAGCGUGAUCAAGAACGUCUUCGAGUCUCACGCUCCGCUGGUUCUGGGAGGGUUUCUGGCGACGGCAGGAAUCAUGACGCUGGCUCUGGUCUGCAGCGUGGUCCUCAGAAGACACGUCUCUCCUCAGGCGUCUCCUCCAGCGUACGUGCUCCUCACCUCCUCGCCCUCAGUGCUGCUCCCUCCUCCAGACGCUCAGCUCAUAUAAGCCUCCGUCUCUCUGGUGCUGGUCUGCAGCUCUGUGCUCUAUAAUAGUCUGAACACACCUUACUGCGCAUCUGCAUCGGUCUGCUGAGCUCCACUCGCUUUCUUUGCUCAGAGGUCAAGGGAAUCACAUCUGUGAGUCGCACGCGUCUAGAACUGAUCCGAAUGGCUUCAAAGUCCCAACUCCAGUCUAAACUGAGGCCAACAGCAGGAUGCAGAAUUCUGAUUCAAGUCAAAUUAAGGUCAAACGAACUGCACAGAAAUCCUUGUAAUGCUUCAUUUCAUCUGUCAGCACGAAUCACUCGUAAACAUGUUUAGGUUCAACAUAUGGGCUGUUUAGACUUUUGAUUUUACCGCAUUAAUGCUGUGCAUCGUAGUGAAAGUCAUUCCUUCGGUUCUGAAUUCUGCGCGACUCUGUUACGCUGUAACUGUCUGUUACGAUCUCGUCCUGAAUAUUUCAAUGUCUUGCUGUACGAUUAAAGUCUUCAUGUUUCAUGUUAGUUUUUUACUGAAACACAUUAAAGAAACUUCUAUAAAUAUG